AUGAGCGAGCCAGCAAGCCCCAACGCGCAGCGUCCCAAGCCGAAGCGCAGCAUUACCUUUGCCAACAUCACCACCCGGAACAACGCCGCCAGCCGCCGCCCCGACGUCCCGCGCAGCAUCUCCUUUGCGCACCCCCAGCAGCAGCAGGACCGCCGUCGUCCCGGCGCGCCGCCCCGCGCCCUCUCCUUUUGCGACACGCGCUUCACCCCCUCGGGCCCGAACCUGGCCCUCCGCCAGGGCAGCGUGUCGGGCCCGCUCGCGUUUCUCAACCCGACGACGGCCAUUUUCGACAUUUGCGCCGACGACGACGGGCUGCCGUCCGAGGCGACGGAUCCGGAGCACGGGGGGGAGCGGGCACGUGUGCGGUGGAACGCGCGGGAGUUUCGCAAAGGCCGCCACGUCUUUGUCCUCCCCCGCGCCGCGCCGCUCGCGCACCGGCUGCGGACCACGUCGCGGCCGCGGCGCGUGCUGCUCGGGCUGCUGCGGAUGGCGACCGUGUUCCCGUACUGGGACGUGUCGUGGCUGAUUGGGGUGUGCUUCACCGUGGGCUGCGCGCUGUUUAUCGCCUGCGGCUUCUUCUACUGGCUGCCGGUGGCGUACCCGGCGACGGCGUUUGCGCACGAGGCCGACGUCGCCGGCGGCGUUGUGGCGUUUGUCGGCGCCACGCUCUUCCAGGUCGGCGCCGUGCUGCUCAUGCUCGAGGCGUGGAAUGACCGCGCAGAGACCAAGUUUGGCGGCGCCAUGGAGACGCUGCUUGCGGACCGGCGGUUUGGGCUUCGGAGGGGCGGAGACAAGGAGGAGGAGGAGGUGACGCGCCCGGAGAACGGAGGAGCGCCGCGAGACACGACACCCCGCCGCCAGCCCAACCCGUUUGGCGAGCGCGAGUGGCAGUGGCUGCCGUCGUGGCACGACGUCCGCACGCACUACGUCUACGAGAUUGGCUUCCUCGCGUCGGCGACCAUGGCGCUGGGCGCUGGGCGCGACCGUCUUCUACCUGCGAAAUGGGGCGCGUACUACCUGCCGUACCUCGUCGGCGGCAUCCUGUUUGCGCUCGCGUCGGUGCUGUACGUGCUCGAGACCCAGCCCAACUGGUACACGCCGCAGCCGUGCAAGAUGGGCUGGCACGUGGGCGUCUUCAACCUGCUCGGCGGCGUGGGGUGGACGCUGGCCGCCGCGUUUGGGUACUGCGACGUGCAUUGGUGUCGCUACCAGAGCGAGCUCGCGCUCAUCUGGGCCUCGAUUGCGUUUACGUUUGGCAGUGCGCUGCAGUGGUACGAGGCGCUGGAUAAGUACGUCUUUGUGAUUGAGGACUGA
Messenger RNA from Cordyceps militaris CM01, 1314 nucleotides. RefSeq lists its product as uncharacterized. The coding region runs from base 1 to 1314 and encodes 437 amino acids. Lineage: Eukaryota; Fungi; Ascomycota; Sordariomycetes; Hypocreales; Cordycipitaceae. The record is from RefSeq and is a predicted model, not a curated record. The transcript has 3 exons.